Molecule: messenger RNA, 2268 nt
Organism: Ipomoea triloba (trilobed morning glory)
Lineage: Eukaryota; Viridiplantae; Streptophyta; Magnoliopsida; Solanales; Convolvulaceae
Product: 65-kDa microtubule-associated protein 8
Exons: 11
Coding region: 202-2004 (600 amino acids)
Biological process (GO): microtubule cytoskeleton organization
Cellular component (GO): spindle; cytoplasm
Molecular function (GO): microtubule binding
Source: RefSeq, a predicted model, not a curated record
AAAAAAAAAAAGCAGUGGAGAGAACUCUUGAACCCAAAGCUUCUCAAUUACCAAACCAUUUUAGUCUUAUCUUUGAAGCAACUAUUCAUACCCAAAGGACUAACCUCAUCAUUCCUGUCCCAUAUUCAUCUCUUCCACAAAAAACCAUCAGAACCAAACUUUCAACCGAACCCGGGAUUCUGCAGCUCCUCUUCUGCCCAAAUGGGGUCGUUCCAAACGCCACUCGGGGGGGUGCAGAGUUCAGCCCUGCUCGAAACCUCAUGUGGAUAUCUGCUGCAAGAGCUGCAGAUGAUAUGGGAUGAAGUCGGGGAGGAUCAGUUCGAGAGGGAGAAGGUGCUGCUGGACAUCGAGCAGGAGUGCCUCGAGGUUUACAGAAGGAAAGUCGACAAUGCCAACACUUCCAGAGCUCGCCUCCAUCAGGAACUCGCAGACUCUGAGGCCGAGUUUACCCAUCUCCUUCUCCUUCUUGGAGAGCGCUCGCUUCCUGGAAGGCCCGAGAAAAUGAGCGGGACACUAAAGGAACAGCUAGAUUCAAUCACGCCUGCUUUAAGAGAGAUGAGGCUAAGAAAAGACGAGAGAGUAAGGCAAUUCAGAACUGUGCAAGGACAGAUUCACAAGAUCUCUGCAGAGAUUGCAGGCCAACCUGAGUUCAACGAUUCAUCAUCCAAUGUUAAAGUGAAUGAGAAUGAUCUUUCACUAAAGAAAUUAGAAGAGUACCAGAACGAGCUUCAACGCCUCCAGAACGAGAAGAUUGAGAGACUCCAAAAGGUGGAUAAGUAUAUAUGCACCAUCCAGAACCUGUCAGCGAUACUAGGGAUAGAUUCGUCCUCGAUCAUCACCAAAGUUCACCCGAGCCUGAACCAGUUAUCUGGGCUGUCAAAGAACAUUAGCAAUGCCAUACUGACAAAACUAGACAGCACCGUGGUGUCCCUCGAAGCAGAGAAGAGAACCCGGCUUGAGAAGCUUCACGAACUUGGUAAUGCAUUGACGAACUUGUGGAAUCUCAUGGACACACCCCAAAAAGAGCGGCUACCAUUCUCCUAUGUGACCAGUUUAAUAACUGUUUCAUCGGGUGAGAUAUCGAGCCCUGGGAGCCUAACUCCAAACACAAUCCAGCAGGCCGAGACAGAAGUGAAGAGAUUAGACCAGCUAAAAGCAAGCAAGAUGAAAGAGCUAUUCCUCAAGAAACAAACUGAGCUCGAGGAGAUAUGCAAGCGAUCCCAUAUGGAAAUCCCUUCGAGGCCAGAGAUGGAGAAUAUAACGAAGCUUUUGAAUUCUGGGGAGAUCGACCAUGCCAAUCUCCUCAAGAGUAUGGAUGAACAGAUAUCACAAGCACAGGAAGAGGCAUCUAGCAGGAACGCGAUAAUGGAGAAAGUGGAGAAAUGGAUAUCAGCUCGCGAUGAAGAGCGGUGGCUGGAAGAGUAUAGCAGGGAUGAGAACCGGUAUUCAGUUAGCAGAGGUGCUCACAAGAAUCUUAGAAGAGCGGAGCGUGCUAGAUUAAUGGUUAACAAAAUACCAGCUUUGGUGGAUUCACUGAUAACCAAGACUAAGAGCUGGGAAGAAGAACGCAACAAAGUUUUUCUAUAUGAUGAGGUGCCACUGCUGGCAAUGUUGGAGGAGUACAACCUGCUGAGGAAGGAAAAAGAAGAAGAGAUACAAAGACAAAGGGAGCAGAAGAAACUCCAGGUUCAGGGUCAGGGUCAGACAGUGGUUGGGCAAGAAAAUUUCUACGUGCCAAGGCCAAGCACCAGCAACAGACGCCUAUCAGUGUUAGAUAGAAGCAUAAAUGGAGAUUCCAAUUCCUCUUCUGGUUCUGGCAAUGCCACACCUUUGAACAGACGCCUCUCUCUGCUGGGAUCCAAAACCAUUAACUCACCACCGCAUGAUAACAUCCCUUCUUCCAUAAAGGAAGCUAAGAAAGAACGCCGGCGGCUCAAGCCCUUUUCUCCUUCUCAUGAUGCAGCUUCACUAGUCUCCGCCUUUUCUGUCCCAUUCUCACCUUAACUCUUCUCCUCCCACUGCGCAUCAAAGUUUUAACUUUAGUUUGCAACCAAAACACAACAAAAAAGAAAUCAUAAAGCUUCAAUUUUUUCUAGGAAAUGACAUUUAUAGCUUGCCAUGGAAUAAUCAAGAUUGUUUCUUUUUUUGCAACAGUGUUUCUGUAAUGAUAUGUUUUCAUGUUAGGAAGGCGGAUUAAACAAAAGGGUUGUGAGUUGUUGUGACUGUAUUUGCUAAUAAAACCUGUGAUUUGAAUUUGACGAUGAUUCA